GGCCCGGCGCUUCGGAUGCUCUGACUCGAGACUCUGGGGUCUGUAUAUGGAAAUAGUGGGGUGCCGAGCCGAAGGAAACGCGUGUCCCUUCCGUCCCCCAGCCAUGCUUUUCCACGGCAUCUCCGGAGGGCACAUCCAAGGCAUCAUGGAGGAGAUGGAGAGGCGCUCCAAGACCGAGUCGCGGCUGGCCAAGGCGGGCCAGAUGAACGGCCGGGAAGCGAACAUGCCCCCUCUGAGCCCGGAGAAACCUGCCCUGUGUGCUGGGUGCGGAGGCAAGAUCUCCGACAGAUAUUACCUGCUGGCUGUGGACAAGCAGUGGCACCUCCGGUGUCUUAAGUGCUGUGAAUGUAAACUGGCUUUGGAGUCAGAGCUCACGUGCUUCGCCAAGGACGGCAGCAUUUACUGCAAGGAGGACUAUUACAGAAGGUUCUCGGUGCAGAGGUGUGCCCGCUGCCACCUGGGCAUCUCGGCCUCGGAGAUGGUGAUGCGGGCGCGGGACUCGGUGUACCACCUCAGCUGCUUCACCUGCACCACGUGCAACAAGACGCUGACGACGGGCGACCACUUCGGCAUGAAGGACAGCGUGGUCUACUGCCGGGCCCACUUCGAGAGCCUCCUGCAGGGCGCCGACCCCGCCGCCUACCCGCCGCCCCAGCUGAGCUACACCGAGCUGGCGGCCAAGGGCGGCGGCCUGGCCCUGCCUUACUUCAACGGCGCCGGCACCGUCCAGAAAGGCCGGCCCAGGAAGAGGAAGAGCCCCGCCCUGGGCGUCGACCUGGUCGCUUACAACUCAGGUUGUAAUGAAAAUGAGGCAGAUCAUCUGGACAGAGACCAGCAGCCUUACCCCCCAUCUCAGAAGACCAAGCGUAUGCGCACUUCUUUUAAACACCACCAGCUCCGUACCAUGAAGUCCUACUUUGCCAUUAAUCACAACCCAGAUGCCAAGGACCUCAAACAGCUUGCCCAGAAAACAGGCCUAACCAAGAGAGUUCUGCAGGGAGAACAAAUCUUGGGGCAUUACAGCCAAACAUCCCGACGUUUGAAAAUUCCCUAAAGUAUUAAAAGAAGGGGAAAGUUUGAUCGGAAAUCCACUGCAGUGAAGACAAAGACAAUAUUAGGUUAUGAUAAACCAUACAUUUAAAAUUUAUUGAGCCAAAAAUAAUUUUUAAAAAUAGACUCAAUGUCAUUUCCUGAAUGUUAACACAUGUUAUUUGAUGAUGUCUGACUAAAAAUCCGAAGGCUGUGUAUGACAUCAGAGCAACCUGGCAGUACUACCCAGUCCUAUUUGAGAAGAUUCUUCCAUUUUUUUAAAAAAAAGAACAACUCACAUUUGUCAAGCAAAAAUACCUGUAAAAUAAGAUCCAAAAACUGCAUUCAUUCCAUUUGCUUGCCAAUGUGUAUUAAUCAUAUAUGUUCAAUGACAUUUUUGUAAAUUCAGAGGAGAACAUUCUCACUCAUUCAAGAUAAUAGGGAUCAAGAUUAGUAUUAUUUGUUUCUGACUUAAAAAUAAAAUUAAAGCAAUCUGCAUGCACUUUUUCAUCUGUCACCUAGAGUGUACUUUUUCUGUAUGAUGCAUUUCGUUUUGAUGUUUCUUGUACAGUAGUUUCAUUAAUAAACAUUUUACUUGAUGCAAACCUAGUUAACACACACAUAACUGUUGAACUUAAUUUAAUUAUUUCAACAAAAUGAUGCAUCCCCCAUCAAUGUUUUAUAUAGCAAAUGAAAAGAGGUUGUUGCACAAUGUAAAAUGACUUCCUUGGUAUUUCUUUUUUCCUGC
Messenger RNA from Euleptes europaea (tarantolino), 1777 nucleotides. RefSeq names its product LIM homeobox 9 (gene LHX9). Gene Ontology annotation, molecular function: RNA polymerase II transcription regulatory region sequence-specific DNA binding; DNA-binding transcription factor activity, RNA polymerase II-specific. Gene Ontology annotation, biological process: neuron differentiation; regulation of transcription by RNA polymerase II. Gene Ontology annotation, cellular component: nucleus. The transcript has 5 exons. Bases 47 to 1054 code for a protein of 335 amino acids. NCBI's taxonomy places the organism in Eukaryota, Metazoa, Chordata, Lepidosauria, Squamata, Sphaerodactylidae. The record is from RefSeq and is a predicted model, not a curated record.